Molecule: messenger RNA, 699 nt
Organism: Cricetulus griseus (Chinese hamster)
Lineage: Eukaryota; Metazoa; Chordata; Mammalia; Rodentia; Cricetidae
Source: RefSeq, a predicted model, not a curated record
AUGGAGGUGUCUAUGCCCCUGCCUCAGAUAUAUGUAGAAAAACAUUUAGCCAUUAUCAAGCCAGAUGUUGUUGACAAAGAAGAUGAGAUACGCGACAUUAUUCUCAGAUCUGGAUUCACCAUCAUUCAGAGACGAAAACUACAUCUAAGCCCUGAGCACUGUAGUAACUUUUAUGUGGAACAGUACGGGAAAAUGUUUUUCCCAAACUUAACAGCUUAUAUGAGUUCUGGACCUCUUGUUGCUAUGAUAUUAGCUAGACAUAAAGCCAUCUCUUACUGGAAGGAACUUCUGGGACCACCUAAUAGUUCGGUAGCCAAGGAGACACACCCGGACAGUCUAAGGGCGAUUUAUGGCACAGAUGAGCUGCGGAACGCCCUUCACGGGAGCAACGACUUUCCUGCCUCCGAAAGAGAGAUUCGAUUCAUGUUUCCAGAAGUGAUUAUUGAGCCCAUUCCAACUGGACAAGCUGCUAAGGACUAUUUAAAUUUGUAUGUAACGCCAACCCUACUUCAAGGACUCACGGAGCUUUGUAAGAAUAAACCAGCAGACCCUUUUAGUUGGCUAGCUGAUUGGCUGCUGAAAAAUAAUCCCAACAAACCUAAACUUUGUCAUUUUCUAAUAGAAGAAGAGCCUUAGUGCACUCUGCAGGACAAGUAGUGAACUAUCUUACUGUAAAGAACUGUCCAUCUACUUUUUAAA